AUGGAGAUUUCGGAGUACUUGGACAAGAAGUACGUUAGCCAGAAGGCACUUCUCAGUACUAGUAUUGAAGAACUCAAAAGGCUCCAGCACACUUUGGAACAGGUCAAUGAUGGCAAAGACUUGCUUCAAAGCCAUCAGCUUUCCAUGGAUGAAGAAAAUAAUAUUGAAAAAUAUCAUAUCAACUUACAGCCCUUGGAAUCAAAAGUGAAAAUUAUCCAGCGAGCAUGGCGUGAGUAUCUGCAGCGCCAGGACCUGCCACACCACGAGCAGCUGGACAAGCGCAGUCCCUCCCCACCAUCCCUCUCCUCGGACAAGAUGAGCAGGUCCAUCAGCAUGAACACCUUUUCCGACAGCAGCACACCAGUGAGUACAGCAUUGGGGCCCAUUUUCUUAUUUGUUGCUUUUUGUUGGGUUCCUUUCUAG
Molecule: messenger RNA, 423 nt
Organism: Aptenodytes forsteri (emperor penguin)
Lineage: Eukaryota; Metazoa; Chordata; Aves; Sphenisciformes; Spheniscidae
Gene: IQCJ
Product: IQ motif containing J
Exons: 4
Coding region: 1-423 (140 amino acids)
Source: RefSeq, a predicted model, not a curated record